CCACACGAAAAAAACAUCAUCCUCAACACGCUCGAGUCUGGGUGAGACCGAGCGUGACUGGGCGUCCUGCGCCGAUACUGUAGGAAGGGUUGAGGAAGGAAGAAGGUCGUGAGUUGAGUCACGCCCUCAUCUUUGCUAUUAAAGGGCGAGGGGAGCUGUUCUUUCCAACAGUUUAUUGCAGGUUCCUCAUUGCAAGCUGCUGCCAAAUGAAGCUGCUCCCAGCUCUUGUGCUACUCUGUGCGUCUGCGGCAGGAUCUGCAGCCGUGUCCCCUGGGUGCCCCGCAGAGUUUGUCAAAGUGAUUGGAGCGGGGAAGUCGACCUGUUGCUCCAAGUGCCCACCAGGCACAUUUAUGCAAGAAGACUGCACAGACAGCUCAGACUCCAUCUGUGUGCCAUGUGCAAGUGGGUCAUAUGCGAAGGAUUGGAACAAUAUGUAUUCCUGUAUCGGAUGUACUAAAUGCAAUGAUGAUGGAGUGAAGUAUAAGAGAGAGUGUGCAACGACCUUAGAUGCCCAGUGUGAAUGCAUUGAGGGUUACAGAUGCACUGAUAAAAAUUGCAGGAUAUGUGAUCUGAAAGUUCCAAAAAGCAAACCUUGCUCUCCAGGGACGUUUUCUGACACUGGGAUCGAACCUUGCAGGCAAUGGACAAACUGCACAGCAUUGGGUUACUUGGAAAUCGUUCCUGCAAGUUUAACCAGGGAUGCACAAUGUGCUACAGGCACAGUAAAGAGUACUGUCAGCCAGAGAACAUUGGCAACUAUGGUCAGCAUUGAAAAGAUGAAACUCAGGCCCGAUCAAGUGGACGGAGUAAUAAUCAUUGUGGCUGUUAUCAUUAUUCUACUGCUGUGUUUUUUGCUUGGAAUGCACAUAGCCUUCUGGAGGAAGAGUGUGAAGAAAAGGAAUAAGCUGUUAUCAGCUUCAUGGUAUCGGAAUGUGCAGACGGAGGACACUUGGAGCACGCACCUUCCAGAACAAGAGUGUGGAGAAUUGUCACACCAAGAAAGGAAGAAAGUUGAUGAAAUCUACGUUUCUGUCAAUAGGGCUUGUUGAUCAUUGCUUUGUGUUAGGAAGGUCUAUCUGGACAGACUGUGAGUGUAUUCAAGCAUCAGUGCAACACCAAGGGUCAGAAGGACUUUUAUGUAGAAUUUGCUGUUAUUUACUGGAACAGUAACUGCUCAAUGAUUGAAAUGUCGCAUCGGGGAUCAGGUGUACCAAAAUGGUUCCUCCUGCUUGAUGAUCAAUGAAUGGAAAGGACAGAGAAAAGAAACAAAGUGAUAUAAGGCAUUGGGAAGGAGGCUGAUUGGAAUCAGGCCAAAUCAGAGACAGAAAGAAAGAGGUUGUGUUGAGAGAGAAAUGGGAAGCAAGGGGUUGAAAGAAAUAGUAAGAAAAGAAAGGUGAAAAGAGCAAGCAGGAGAAGGAAAGGAAGAACUCAAUUAGGCUUAAGAGUUGUCGUGUUAGUCCAUGAGCAGUUAAAGAGCAAAUGGCACAUUAGGAGAUGUGGAAUUGGCAUUAACCAUCUUGACUUACAGAAGCAGUAAUUCAAAUUUAUCAUAAACAGCAAUAGUGGAAUAGUUUCCUGCAUGGCAUUAAUGAUCUGCCCCACUUGGCCAUGCUGAGAAUCAUUCAUUAUAGUGAUGUAAAUCUGAAAAUGCUGCAAUUGGUGGAAGUUCUGUCAGGGAUCCUUGCAGCCGUAAGAAUCGUUUAUCAGAGUUGGCAAAGCUGGAGAAUUGCAAAUGCUCUGGCAAUUUGAGAUCAUGGCACUUUUAACUCCUCCGUGUUGCUGGAUUCAUUUAUGGGUUACUAACAAUGAACAUUGAUGAUGUUAAUGUGUCAUUCCAAAAAUGUGAUGUUGCAGAUUUUUUGGGUUCCAAACCUAUCAUUGCAAUUGACCAGAGCCCAAUUGACAUCACCAGGGGUUUGGAUGGCAGACAAAACAUUGGGGUAAUCCUCAUACCAGCUAAAAAAGAACAAAAGCAGACUAGGUUUCUGUUACUGAUUUCCAUGGCUUUCCUAAUGGUAAAAGUUGAUUUUGCAGACCAUACUCAAAUAUCUAUUGUUGGUUUAUGCAUGAAGAACAGCCAUUUAUACAACUUCCACCAUGGAUUUGAAAUCAUCAAUCACCAAUCAUUUUCAGUUCAUUCACAGGAUAUUGGCAAAGGGCCCAUAUGUAUUGGCCAUUGCUUUUGAUCUUUGACCAAUAUUGGCAGUGAGCUGCUUUCUUCUAACAGCGGUAAGUGAUGUCUUAUACAAAUUAGGAGCAGCCCCUUGAUACUGCUCCACCAUUCAAUAAAAUCAUAGCUGAUCCAAGACUCCUCAUUCUACUUUACUGCCCUUUCCCCAAAAUCCUUGAUUCGCCCUCUGAUCAAUAAUCUAUCAGUCUUAAUAUACACAAGGACUCUACCCACAACUCCUGUGACAAGGAGUUCUCAAGACUUACAACCCUCUGAGAGAAGAAAUUCUUCUUCAUCUCAGUCUUAAAUAGGCACCUCUUUAUUCUAAGACUAUGUCCUCUGGCCCUAGACUCUCCCAUGAGGUAGUCUUAUGUAGAUCCUCCUCCAAUGUCAUUAGUCAUGAAGAUCAAGGGUUUUCACCCAGUGACACUGAGGUAACAGCCUGCACAUUUCCAAAUAAAGAUGCCACAUGACUUGAAGGAGAAACUGGAGAUAAUGCUCCUCCAGCUUCUGCACUUGUCUUGCAAGAUUUUGGGUAUGGAAGAUAUCAUAAGUACAAAAUAGUUUGAUCUUUUAAAGGGAUAUUACAGUGGAUAAUAAAAACCAUAAGAACUGUGGGUGCUGUAAAUCAGAAACAAAAACAGAAGUUGCUCGAAAAGCUCAGCUCUGACAGCAUCUGUGGAGAGAAAUCAAACUUAACAUUUCGGGUCCAGCAACCCUUCCUCAGAACUGAAGGUAGCUCGGAAAAUGUUGGUUUAUGUGCAGAAGAGAGGGGAGGGGAUGGGGUAAGGAGGAAGCGUUGGUGAAGAUAGAGCUCAAAGAGAGAGAGGAACAAUUGGACAGACAAAGGAAUCAAUACUAAUCUGGUUGGGAGGAUGAAUAGCUGUUAUUAGAGAUAUUAGUGGCUAUCAGUACAUAGUGUGCAAUGGCAGAUUAUUAGAUAUUAGAUUCCCUACAGUGUGGAAACAGGCCCUUUGGCCCAACCAGUCCACACUGACCCUCCGAAGAGUAACCCACCCAGACCUAUUUCCCUCUGAGUAAUGCACCUGUCACUAUGGGCAAUUUAGCACAGCCAAUUCACCUGACCUGCACAUCUUUGGACUGUGGGAGGAAACCUGAGCACCCAGAAGAAACCCACACAGACUCAGGGAGAAUGUGCAAACUCCACACAGUCACCCAAAGCUGGAAUCAAACCUGGGUCCCUGAUGCUGUGCAGCAGCAGUGCUAACCACUGAGCCACUAUACCACCCCACUACAUGAUAACAAGACCUGGUGUGUAGGAUAGGGGGUGUUCAGGCCCUAAAAUUAUUGAACUCCAUAUUGAAUCUGGAGGGCUGCAGGGACCCCAAAUGGAAAAUGAGAUGUUGAUCUUCCAGCUUGCUUGCUCCACGUUUCACUGGAGCACUGCAACAUGGUUGAAACAAGGAUGUUGACCAGGGAACAGGAUGGAAAAGUGUAGUGCUGGAAAAGCACAGCGGAUCAGGCAGCAUUCAAGGAGCAGAAGAGUCAACGUUUCGGGCAUGAGCUCUUCAUCAGGAAUCAGGAACACGGUGGUAUGUUACAGUGGCAGGCAACAGGAAGUUCAGGAUCAUUUUUGCGGCAAACGUAGAUGUUCUGUGAAGCAGUCACCCAGUCCAUGCCUUGUUUCCCCAGUGUAGGGGAGACCACACUGUGAGCAGCGAAUGCAGUAACCUAGAUUAUUAGAAGUGCAGGUAAAGUGCUGCUUCACCUGGAAGAUAUGUUUCGGUUUUUGGAUACUAAGGAGGGAGGAGUUAAAUGGGCAGGUGUUACACCUUCGGUUGCAGAGGAAGUUGCCGUGAGGCUGUGAAGGGAUGUUGGGAGUGAAGGAAGAGUAGACCAGGGUGUCUCGGAGGGAACAGUCCCUGCAGAAGGCAGACAAGAGAGGGAAGGAGAAUAUGUUUCUGGUGGAAAUGUGUCAGUGGAUAAUCACGUUAGGAGCCCUGUAGCCCAAAAUGACCCAAGACAAUUUGCCUGAAAUCCCAUCAUGCUUAAACAAUGCUUAUCCUGUCAGUGAAACUGCUUGGCUUCCCACUCAGAAUAUCCUGUGUUCCAAUUGACACCAUUUUUGAAUGUUCUGCUGUAGAAUAGCAGGUAUUCCCCAGAAUACAUCAGAAUCCACAAUGUCAAUAAUGAAAAAAUGAACCACUGUUUGGUAUUUGUUCAAUAAACUUUGAAGAAAUUGCUGUGUUAUUAAUCAAAA
Molecule: messenger RNA, 4391 nt
Organism: Hemiscyllium ocellatum (epaulette shark)
Lineage: Eukaryota; Metazoa; Chordata; Chondrichthyes; Orectolobiformes; Hemiscylliidae
Product: tumor necrosis factor receptor superfamily member 9-like
Exons: 8
Coding region: 207-1049 (280 amino acids)
Biological process (GO): regulation of cell population proliferation
Cellular component (GO): external side of plasma membrane
Molecular function (GO): cytokine binding; signaling receptor activity
Source: RefSeq, a predicted model, not a curated record